UUUCGAAGUUUUUUCCAAAUAUUUACAAAAUUGUUCAGAUAAAGACGGUUUUUUAAUUAUUAAUGAAAUGGGUACUCGUGAAAGUAUUGCUGUUGACUCGAAGGGUCUCAAUUUUGUUGGACUUACCGAUUUCGAAGACGAGGAAAUGAAUCGCAAAACAGCGGAUGAAAAAGCAAAUCACGGUUUAGUAUUUAUGUUCCAUUCUCUAACUGGUGCAUUUACACAGCCUAUCGCAGUUUUUGCUUCUCACGGCCCAACUACAGGAGUGGUUCUAGCAAAAUUGAUUAUCAAAGCGAUAUUGAUAUUAAAAAAAAGUGGUGCUACAGUUUGGGGGUAAUUACAAACGGUGCUACGACUAAUCGUAAAUUUUGGAGUGAAAUGGGUGUCAGUGGUGAAAAAUGUAAUUCAAAGUCUCAUUUUCAACAUCCAGCUGAUGAAGACCGAAAAAUUUCUGUUUUUUCCGACACGCCUCAUUUAAUAAAGACGAUUAGAAAUAGAUUGUAUAAUGAAAAGACUCUUCAGGUUAGUGUCGCGAACUUAUCUUUAUGAUUAUGAAUAGUUAUAAAUAAUCAUUUUUGUGUUUAGAUGAAUCCAGAUGGUCCUCUCAUUGAAUGGGAUCACUUUCUACAAAUUUUUGAGAAAGAUUGUCUAAAACCGAUGCAUUUAAGAGUUUGCCCAAAAAUUACGAUGAGUCACUUGGAACUUAAUAAUUCAUCAAAAAUGAGAGUUCGUUUAGCCGCACAAAUAUUCAGUAAUUCUAUGGUAAGAGCUUUGACGUCAUACCAAAAAGAGUUCAAAGAUAAAAAUUUCACUGCUACUAUUGAAUUUUGUCGCUGGAUGAAUAAUUUAUUCGAUGCGUUGAAUGAAAACUGUGUUAGCCUUAAGCCUGGAGAUGACAAUUUUAAAUUGAUAGAAAAAUCAAUCAAAACUUUGGAUUUCUGGGAAGCGAAAAUCGGACAACCAAAUGGAAUCAAAGAGUCAUCAUUUCUCACCCGAAACACGGCUGAAGGAUUGCGAGUGACCUUACGAUCGACUCUAGACGUAAAAGUCGAUGUGUAUGAAUGUCGAAAUACUGGAGUCUUGACCGGAAAAAUUAAUCAAGCCCUUAAAUUCUUCAGUUUUCCAAAGCUUUGGAAAUGCUGAGUUUAGUAUCGAUGAUGGUGAGUCUGGACGGCCAUUGUUGAUUGAGGAGAUGCGUGAAGGAAAAGAUGGAAAUUUAACGGGGUUGCUGCAAUAAACAGCAGCGCACAACAGGAGUGGUAAGGGACAUAUUCCUGACCCUGCCCUCGCUUUAGUGUGCAAACCCAAAGUGGUCAUCAGCCUCGUGUUUCUUCUUCUUCCCCUGCCACUCGAUCUCAAUCGGUUACUACUCAACUUCAGCAUCAACAACUUGUCAAACAUACAAUUUGGUAUGGUUACUGUUUUUGGUCGCUUGUCCCAGUAUCAUAGACCCCUGCCUCUCUUGUGUCAGCUUACGCUAAUGUUCGUCUGAGUUGUCAGUAUUGAAUCGGGAUUUAUGCAUAAACACAGAUUAUUCCAAACGAAAUAAGAGUCAGUAAUUUAUAAAUUAUUUUUAUCUUUAUUUAAAUUAUAAUUAUCAUAUUU
Molecule: messenger RNA, 1605 nt
Organism: Microplitis mediator
Lineage: Eukaryota; Metazoa; Arthropoda; Insecta; Hymenoptera; Braconidae
Exons: 3
Coding region: 586-1143 (185 amino acids)
Source: RefSeq, a predicted model, not a curated record